This is a messenger RNA of Sesamum indicum (sesame), 795 nucleotides long. RefSeq names its product expansin-B4-like. Gene Ontology annotation, cellular component: extracellular region. Lineage: Eukaryota; Viridiplantae; Streptophyta; Magnoliopsida; Lamiales; Pedaliaceae. The record is from RefSeq and is a predicted model, not a curated record. Gene Ontology annotation, biological process: sexual reproduction.
AUGUCUAAUUAUCGAAGCUAUCGUUUUGGAACUAUUCUCGUGAUUUUGUUGAUCGUAAGUGACUAUUACCUUUGCGUAAAUUCCGAAUCAAUUAAUGCUUCUGUUCUUGGUUUCGCGCCAGCUAUAGCAACAUGGUAUGGGGACCCCAUUGGACCUGGAAGCGUAGGGGGAGCUUGUGGUUAUGGACGUGACGUAGAAAAUCCUCCAUACUACGCGUUGGUUUCUGCGGGAAAUAAUAAUUUGUUUAAAUCCGGAAAGGGUUGCGGAAGUUGUUAUCAGGUGAAAUGCACACAAAAUGCAGCAUGCUCGGGAAAUCCAGUUACUGUAACAAUUGCAGAUGAGUGUCCAGGUUCCUGCAACAAUGACCCCAUUCACUUUGACUUAAGUGGAAAAGCUAUUGGUGUGUUAGCAAAGCCUGGCCAAGCUAACGCAUUGCGUAGCGCAGGACGAAUCAACAUUGAAUAUCAAAGGGUGCCGUGUUACUAUAAAGGGACGAGUAUAACGUUCAAGAUCGAUCCAGGCUCCAACGCUAACUAUCUAGCUUUCGGAGUUCAAUAUAUCAACGGAGAUGGUGAAAUUGGUUCUAUGCAGUUAUUACCUUCAAAUUCGAAGAAUCCACUGGUCAUGCAACAGGUCUUUGGUGCAACCUGGAAAGCUAAUAUACCUAAUGGAAUAAAGGGCCCUUAUUCAGUGGCAAUAACGAGUCUUGAGUCGAGAAAAACAGUCACAGCAUACAAUUCGAUUCCGGUUGAUUGGUCUCCAGGAAAAUACUAUAUUUCAAAAGUUAACUUUUAG